Messenger RNA from Hevea brasiliensis (rubber tree), 687 nucleotides. RefSeq names its product ninja-family protein AFP3-like. Lineage: Eukaryota; Viridiplantae; Streptophyta; Magnoliopsida; Malpighiales; Euphorbiaceae. Gene Ontology annotation, biological process: negative regulation of DNA-templated transcription; response to abscisic acid; signal transduction. The record is from RefSeq and is a predicted model, not a curated record. The coding region runs from base 1 to 687 and encodes 228 amino acids. The transcript is spliced from 2 exons. Gene Ontology annotation, cellular component: nucleus.
AUGGAUGAAGUUUCUGAGAAAGUGAAGGUUGAAGAAACCGAACUUUCCCUCAAGCAAAACAAUGGGCAACCAAAAUACCUUUUGAAGAGAUUCUCACCACAAGAGAAUCCCAAAGAAACUACCCAAUUGAGCACUCAAGAAAUUAAACAAGAAAAACUAGACAUCAAUCUUGGACUCUCUUUGGGUGGCAUUUACAGUGAAAACUCCAGUGGAAAACCUCUAACUAGAUCAUCAUCAAUCAUUGGGGUGCUGACCCCGAAGAAUGACCAUCAGGAGUUUGAUUCUCCAUUGCCUAAUUCCUUCCUUUCAUUGUCAAGGUCUUGCUCCGUUCCUACUGAGGCAGAGCAAGAGCAGAGGAAGGCAAGUCUGAUGGCUUUGGCAAGGAGGGGAAUUGAGUCUACUCAGAGAUUCAUGGGGGAGAGGAGUAAGAAGGAAGACCCCGAGCAGCAAAAAUCUCCAGCUAGAGAACCAAUGCCAUCUUCACCGUCUAAAGUAGCUGCCUGGGCUGCCGCUUCUGCUGCUAAGAGCCCUGCCUUGUGUCGUGCCCUUGUUCAGAUCAAGAGGCAGUUCGCUUUGUAUGGCAACAGAAAACUUGAAGGCAUUGUGGUUUCACUAUUGCACUACAAAGCCAUUGUUGUAACUUUGUGCUCAACGACAAUUUUCAAUCAAAUUGGGGGUGCCCAAUGA